UCAGACAUGCGUCUCUCUCGGGAAGCACAACCCUGUGCGUUCACCAAAGAUUCGCGCAGGCGCCCGUUCGAACAUAACUCCAGUGCACCACCCAUCACAGUCAGUCCAUUGUGCGCCUCCGCGAAACAAUCAUGACGUACUCCGAGCGUGUGCCAACGAGCAUCAAAUUUACACAUAAAAACAAUAACGAUUAUAGUCUUCAACUGACUCGUUGGUUCCUGAUGCCGAUCGCCGCCUGGCCACGAGCACACACAUCAACGACGGAGAGGGUCUCUUUGCAGGCGCAUAUUCUCGCUUGCUCAUCUCUGAUAGCAAUCGUCAUGGUGCCGUGUUUGUUAUAUGUAUCGCUGGAAGAGAAAGAUAUCCAGAUGAAACUAAGCGUUAUGGGUCCACUAAGUCAUUGGAUCAUGGGCACGAUUAAUUACUGGCUGCUUCUUAUGCGCAGCGACGACAUCCGCGAAUGCGUGCAACACAUGGAGAUGGAUUGGAGACUAAUACGAAGGAUCGAUGAUCAGGUGGUGAUGUUGCGAUACGCCAAGAUCGGUCGUUUUAUCGCCGGAUUUUGCGCGGUGUUUAUGCAGAGCGGAACGUUCCUCUUUGUCGUAGCCAAAGCGAUGACAUCUAUUUCCAUCCUCGUGGGCAAUGUAACGACAUCGAUGCACCCGAUGACUUGUCCGAUUUACAGUAAAUUUAUCGACACGAGAUUCAGUCCCGCAAAUGAGAUCAUGCUGGUCGUGGAGCUACUAUCGUGUUUUAUAGUAAAUUCGAUUACGGUAGGCGCUUGCAGUCUCGCUGCAGUUUUUGCGAUGCAUGCUUAUGGUCAACUCAACAUGCUAUUCUCGUGGUUAAAUAAUCUCGUUGCGGACGAGGAUAAGGGAAACGAGUAUGCUGAACAAAAACUGGCUGCGAUCGUGGAGCAUCAUUUAAGAGUGCUGAGUUUUAUAUCGCGCAUGGAAAAUAUUAUGCAACAUAUCUGUCUCGUGGAAUUGGUGGGAUGCACGAUGAAUAUGUGUUUACUUGCAUAUUAUUCUAUUACGGUACGCUAAAGACUUAAAAAGAAUUGGAGUGAUUUUGAUGCGGCAAAAAUAAUGUCAUAUAUUAUUGUAUAUUUAUCUAUGGCUUUCAAUAUUUUUAUAUUUUGUUAUAUUGGCGAGAUUCUUACAGAACAG
Formica exsecta is the source of this 1169-nucleotide messenger RNA. RefSeq lists its product as uncharacterized. Gene Ontology annotation, molecular function: odorant binding; olfactory receptor activity. The record is from RefSeq and is a predicted model, not a curated record. The coding region runs from base 132 to 1046 and encodes 304 amino acids. Gene Ontology annotation, biological process: sensory perception of smell; detection of chemical stimulus involved in sensory perception of smell. NCBI's taxonomy places the organism in Eukaryota, Metazoa, Arthropoda, Insecta, Hymenoptera, Formicidae. Gene Ontology annotation, cellular component: plasma membrane. The transcript has 3 exons.